Messenger RNA from Patiria miniata (bat star), 2243 nucleotides. Its product is annotated as E3 ubiquitin-protein ligase TRIM71-like. The record is from RefSeq and is a predicted model, not a curated record. NCBI's taxonomy places the organism in Eukaryota, Metazoa, Echinodermata, Asteroidea, Valvatida, Asterinidae. Bases 294 to 2243 code for a protein of 649 amino acids. The transcript has 3 exons. Gene Ontology annotation, biological process: positive regulation of DNA-templated transcription. Gene Ontology annotation, molecular function: zinc ion binding; ubiquitin-protein transferase activity; protein binding. Gene Ontology annotation, cellular component: nucleoplasm; chromatin.
GCGCUGCUGUGUUGUGGCAAAAAUAGCACUGGGUUUUUCCGGGUUUGAGAAAAGUGAGAAAUAUCUCCCCAUAUCCGUUGCCAUAUUGCGGAUGAUAUGAAGAAUUCUGGCGAAACUGAUUUGUUGACAGCUUCAGAUUGUGUUGUCAUCAACCACCUGUGCCUGGAAUAUACACCUGAGUCAAUUACGGAAAGAUUGAAAGAAUAAGGAGCCCCUGUAAUCCAACUCAAAGGCUGAAUUGAUGCGGUGCUUUCUAGUACUAAAAAGGUUGGUUGGGAGAUAACCAGCUGAAGAUGGCUGAGGCAGCUGAGGCCACAGCUAAAACCAUGUUAGGUGAGAUCAGCCAGGGUCACCUGGAAUGCCCCAUCUGCUUCUGUCGGUACAAAGAUCCCAAGAUACUGGACUGUCUCCACACCUUCUGCCUCAACUGUCUGGAUGGGAUGUUGAGCAAACAGCAGCCGAGUACAGGCAAGAUCACAUGCCCGGUCUGCAGGAAGGAAACCCCGGUGCCGGAUGCUGGCUUGCCCGGUCUACUCGAUUGUUUCUUCUUGAGUUCCCUGGUGGAUGAGAUCAACCAGCAGGAGCGGUCGCUGGAGACCCAGCAGCAAGCAACGACUUCACCGACGUGUGACGCAUGUGAGGAGGGGUUGGAGGUCGUCUCGCGAUGCAUAGACUGCGAGGAAAAUCUGUGUCAGCUAUGCAAGGCGGCUCAUGUGCGAUACAAACGCACCAAGACACAUCGGGUCACACCGGUUGAACACCCAGAGCAGAAAGAGGUUCCUUCGGCAGAUCUCAGCAAGACGUAUUCUCCGAAAUGUCAGAAGCACAGUAACCAGGAGAUGUAUUUUUAUUGCGAGACGUGCAAGAUGAUGACGUGCGGCAUAUGCGCCACGAUCGAUCACCGAUCGGCUGAACACCAGUUGAGUGAAAUCACCGACGCCGUCAGAUCCUAUCGUGAAGAAGUAAAUGAUGUCUUGAAGAAGUUUCAGAAGAGCAAAGAAGAAUUCAAAGCAAAUGAAGCGGCAGUCGACCACGCAAGAAACAGGCUGAAAAUAAUGGUGACCCGGGCCUGCAGCGCGAUUCAAGCUAAGGAGGAAGAAGACAUUGCCCAAAUCAAGAACAAGUCUCGAAUUCUAAGAGACAAGGUCACUGAAAUUGGCAAGAAGAGAGAUGAUGAGUUUGACAAAGUUCACACCGACAAUAAGAAGAAGAUGGAACGAGCAGAGGAGAUCGAGACAGCGGUGACCGACUUGAUGCAACAAGCUGACGACUUCGAACUCUUGAAUUUGAAGCCUAAGGUGAUGCACAAUCUGGAAUUCCAAAAAAAUCUCCAGUUUGAGCGAGUGAAACACGGUGAAUCUUUCAUCGGAUUCAAGUGCCAAGACGUUGUGCGCGAUAAAGAUCUUGGUGAAAUACUUCACGAAGAGAAAUGGAAGUUACAAAGCGAGUUUGGGAAGAAAGGAGAUUGGGACGGUGAGUUCAACUGUGCAGCAGGCAUUGCAUGCUUCAGCAAUGGCGACAUUGCUGUUAACGAUAUCAACAAGAAACGAUUGUCUGUAUUUACUUCUACUGGACACUACAAAUCAAUGUUUGAUCUGAACGCACCGUACGGUAUUACUGUAACGUCCCAUGAUCUUCUUCUGGCACACUGUGAAGAUCACGUGAAAGUUUUUGAUAAAAGCCAUCAAUUGAUUUCGAAGUUCAACCUACCCCUGACCGGUACCGAUAGCACUGAUCAGUGUUUUAUUUCUCCAUGGUCAAACAAUAAGACUUAUACUAGCGGUAUCACAGUUGACAAAACCAAUCAGGUAGCACUGGUUGACAAGAAGACAGGAGUCACAUCUCUUCACAGUCUAGACGGAUCCUUGAUCAGGGUCAUUCCUAAUACUAAAAUGGUUCCAAUCGACAUCAUCACAAACAAGAAAAGAUGCAUCCUUAGCGCAAUGUAUGAUGAAAGUGAAUUGCGAUGCGUAGAUGUGACCGGAAAAGUAAAUGUUACUGCUCGUCUGGGGCAAGCGAGGCCAGCUGGUGUAUGCUGUGAUGAUACGGGUGACAUCUAUGUUACCGUUCACGGUAACGGCUUAGACAAAGGGGUUGGUGAAGUGCUCCACUUUGAUCCACAGGGGGUCUUCAUUGGUUGUGUUGCUCGCGCAAUGCACUGGCCAUUUGGCAUAACCUUUUCUCCAAGCGGAGAACUUGUAGUGGCCGAUUACUACUCCGUCAAGAUUUUUCAUCGAGUAUGA